Daphnia pulicaria is the source of this 3745-nucleotide messenger RNA. RefSeq lists its product as uncharacterized. Gene Ontology annotation, cellular component: IRE1-TRAF2-ASK1 complex. The record is from RefSeq and is a predicted model, not a curated record. The transcript is spliced from 10 exons. Lineage: Eukaryota; Metazoa; Arthropoda; Branchiopoda; Diplostraca; Daphniidae. Gene Ontology annotation, molecular function: ATP binding; protein serine/threonine kinase activity; RNA endonuclease activity. Gene Ontology annotation, biological process: protein phosphorylation; intrinsic apoptotic signaling pathway in response to endoplasmic reticulum stress; IRE1-mediated unfolded protein response. Bases 193 to 3711 code for a protein of 1172 amino acids.
GUCCGUUAUCAAAAGGUGAUGGAACAAUAAGUGAUAGCGCUUGGCUUUGAAAUUUAAGGCUACAAAAGAAAAAUUCGUCUGCGGUACUGUUCAAGUGUUCAGUUAGCCUCACAGACUCCAGCUAUUAAACUAAUAUUUCUUCUGACUUUUCGCUAUUAAAAGUUAAGUAUACUCUUUGAGUUUCAUUCAGUCAUGGCAGAUCAAGUGUAUGUCAAGUCUGGUAAAACUUUUCACUACCAGUCAAUAGCUGAUAAUUUAGUGGGGCGUGGCGCAUACGGAAGGGUUUUUGCUGGACGUUUUAAACCGAAUUUGGAUACAUCAUGGGGAAAAGGCUCUGGUGAGGUAAAACAGGCGGCUAUCAAACGAGUAGAAAUCAAUUUUAAAGAGGAAUGCAGGGAUAUUAAAAAUGACCGGGAAGUUGUUGCGCUGAAAGAGUUACGACAUCCUUGCAUCGUGCGUUUGUUCGCUGUUGAAGACGAUGACAAUUUCAGAAACUUCGUCUUUGAAAUGUGUCAAGCGACCCUUGAAGAUUUCAUCACGACAAAAUAUGACGGACUUAUGCCUGAUGAAAUAAAAGGGCUUUAUCAGAUGGCGUGUGGUUUGAAGUUCAUUCAUGAGAAAAAGAUGAUCCAUCGAGACAUCAAGCCCGAAAAUGUUCUUGUAUAUUUACCCAAAAAUGUAGGACAAAGGGCUAUGUUAAAAAUUUCCGAUUUGGGAUUUACCAAACCGCUUAACGAAGACGGGAUUCAUUACGAUUUGGCGAGUGGACUAAAAGGGACCGAAUAUUACAUGGCCCCAGAGUUACUGGCUCUCAGGAACUUGACAGGGCGUGUUCUAGAUAAGGAGUGUACAAUUGCGACUGAUGUUUUCGCCGCUGGAUGCACUUUCUUUCGAUACCUCAACGGAGGUCUGCAUCCUUUCGGUAAAGGCUUCAACAUUGAAGUUAACAUUAUGGAUGGGAAUCCAGUCAAUGCAACAAAAUAUGGCGGGGAGCCGUGGAAAACUGAUCUCAUUGCAGAAAUGGUGAAAUUAAACCCUAAAGAGCGACCAUCUUUCUCAAAAAUUGUUGAAGGAUUUGCGAAACAUGUUAAUACUACUUUAAGAAGUUGGUCUCAUUUUUCAUCGGUGUCGGGAGAAGAAUCACUUUCACCUGUUAUUAUUGUUGAACAAAACGAAAAUUACGACAAAACUGGAACGAGGAAUAUUGGUGACGUGCAAUUUGAUCGGAGGAAUAAAAUCGGUGAGGGAGGUUUUGGAACGGUCUUCGUUGGAACCUUCAAAGGCGAAAAAGUGGCAGUUAAGCGAGUAGAUCCAAUGGGCUCUCAGCUCAGAGAAAAUGAUUUAGAAAGAUCCAUAAAGUUUCAUCAACUUCUCAAUCAUCCGAACAUUGUACAGUUCAAACACUGUGAAGAAGACCGGGAUUUCAGGUACAUUGUUUUGGAGUUGUGUGCUGCUACACUUGAGGAUUUCAUUAAGGGAAAAUACGAAGGACCGAUGCCAACGGAUGAGCAAGUUCUUUUCCAGUUGGCUAAUGGACUUGAGCACAUCCAUUCCAGGAAAAUAUUACACCGAAAUAUCAAACCUGAAAUUAUUCUGAUUUCUUUAACGAAACCAGUUGAAAUGAAAUGGUCAGAUUUCGGGUUAAGCAAAUCACUAAAUGAAAAGAGAACGUUUCCAAUUAGUGGAUUUAGAGGAAACCAAAGUUGGAUGUCCCCGGAAGAGAUGAGAAUGCUUCAGUCAGAGGAGAAUGCCGACCAUACGCGACCAUGGCGUGGAUCUGUAAAAAGUGAUAUAUUUUCGGCUGGCUGCGUUUUCAUGUACUUUCUGUUACGUGGAUUGCAUCCGUUUGGGGAAUCGUUAGAAAUAUCUAUUAACAUUUUGGAAGACCGUCCCAUAUAUGAAAUUCCAGAGGAACAUUUCGCCCAUCCUUUUCUCCUUCAAAUGAUUGAAUACAAUCCUGAGAAGAGAAUUUCUCUACAGGAGGUCAUUGAUCACUUGACACCCCUUCAACCAGUAAUCCGACUGUCAUUGCUGCAAUACGACAGCAAAAAUCUGUUGUGCAGUACAGGAACCCUUUCCCUUGUUUAUCACGUUGGAACGUUUGGAGGAUCGUCACUGGCCGUCAAACGAGUUCCAUUACGUGACUGCACCACAAAAUCCUUAGAGGAACUGAAACAAUUGAAUCAUUCGAAUAUUAUUCGUUUCCUUUAUUUUGAUGAAGAUAACGAUCACAGAUAUUUUGGGAUGGAAUUGUGCGUGGCAUCUCUGGACCAACUUUUCCUUCCAGAAGACAAUCCAAAGAAAUAUAAUGGACCGAUUCCUUCUGACGAGCAAUUUGGUUUCCAGCUCAUCAGCGCAUUGGAGUACAUCCAUGGGAAAAAUCUCGUUCACGGGUCAAUCAAGCCCACCAACAUUUUGAUUUCGUCAAGUGAAGAUCCGCAAAUCAAGUUGUCAGAUUUUGGAUUGACCUCGUCAUGUCUGGACGACGGUCACACAACGAAACGUGUGAUUAGUGGAUUCCUUAGUUCACGGUAUUGGUUAGCCCCUGAAUUGCUGGAAAGUGAAUCUGGUGACAGACCAUUUACAAAAGAAAGUGACAUCUUCUCCGCUGGAAGUGUUUUCUUCUAUUUCCUGAGCAGAGGCUGCCAUUUAUUUGGGGAUACCAACGAAAUUAUCCUCAAUACUUUAAAAGGAAUUCCAAAAAAUGAUUUUGAAACGCAGACACAAAUUGACUAUUUCUCCAUAAUCCGUUGGAUGACAACAGUAGAACCCGAGCGACGAUCAACUUUGUCAGAAGUUAAUGAGCAAAUGAAACUAUUGCAGCCACCACCAGCAAUAUCUUUUGUGGAUAAACUGAAAAAAAUCGGCCAAAUUCAUUUUUCCAGAUCUCACAAGAUAGGGGAAGGUGGCCAAGCGUCGGUUUUUCUUGGUUUUUCAAAAGGUUCCGCAGUGGCUGUUAAAAGAAUAAUCAUUGAUGCGGUCGAACAGGAUAAAAAAUCGAUUGUUUAUAGAGAACGAGAUUCGUUUCAAAAGCUCAAACAUCGCAAUAUCGUAAAAUUUAUCGAUUGCGGUGAAAACAGUACUUUCAUGGUAUUAGCGGUUGAGAAAUGCCUUACCUCUUUGGAUAACUACUGCCGGAAACUAAACGUCUGUCGGAUAAUUCCUAUGCCAUCCGACCAAGAAGUUCUCCUUCAAAUGGCACAAGGUCUUCAAUACAUCCAUUCGCAAGGUCUGAUCCAUCGCGAUGUCAAACCUGCAAACAUUCUGAUUUCUUACGACAAUCCGGCUGUCAUCAAAUGGGCCGAUUUUGGACUGUCCAGAGCCGUGGUGACCGGAAGCAAAACAUUCUCCUGGAGCAAACUGCAAGGAACUGAUCGUUGGCUCGCUCCCGAAUUAAUCACAGCUUCUCAAGAAAAUAAAAUUAAAGGGAGUCAAAAAUGCGACAUAUUCGCCCUUGGGUGCGUCUUUUUCUUUUUCUUAGUUCCCGGAGUUCAUCCGUUUGGAGAGGGUGAUGUAUUUUAUACUCAUACCAAUAUUAAGGCUAAAAAUCCACUAAAUUUGAACCGUUUACCGAGGAUAAAUUUUGCGUUUUACAUCAUUAACGGGAUGAUAGAGAACGAUACAGGGCUGCGGUCGAAACUCCCUGAUGUUGUCCAGAAAUUGUCCAUCUGCACGCGGACCAUCGAAGAUGAUGCUGGAGAGGUCAGCUAAAAUUAUUUUUUAUUAACACACCUGAUUAAAUGAA